AUGAAGGAGAAAGGUUCGAGGCUGAAGCAGCUGAUAUCAAUGGUGACUUGCAUGACCAGAGCCAAAUGCAUGGCGGUCAGGAGCAAAACCGACGCCGUCAGAGCGCGCCUCAUGCUCACAUCGCUCACGCUUCUCUCCAAGAAGAAGAGCUUCUCCAUCGCCGCCAUCUCCGCCAAGAUCAACGACAUUUUCCACCACCACCACGCCGCCGAUGACGACGACGACGAUGAGCCGAGCAAGGCGAUCGUCCUCUACAGCAGCAAGUCCGCGGCCAGCUGCUGCAAAAUCGGCGGCGGAUCUGAGGCGAUCGGCAGCGUUCUAGAAUUCGACGACGGCGAUGAUGAUGAUAAGUAUCCAGAUCUGAGGCACUCGCUGUUCGAGGAGGAGGAGGAGCAGGAGCUGGCGGAGCUGCUCGACGAUCCGAAUUCGUCGAUCUCGGCCAUAGAUUUGGUGAAGAAUUCAAAGGAGAGCGGCGAGAGCUUCAAUCUGGAAGAUGAUAUCGAUCAGGUUGCGGAUUUGUUCAUCACCAAAUUCCACAAGCGGAUGCGGUUGCAGAAGCUGCUCUCCUUUAAGAGGCAUCAGCAGAUGCUCGAGAGGAGUGCCUGA
Salvia miltiorrhiza (redroot sage) is the source of this 606-nucleotide messenger RNA. RefSeq lists its product as uncharacterized. The record is from RefSeq and is a predicted model, not a curated record. The transcript has a single exon. Lineage: Eukaryota; Viridiplantae; Streptophyta; Magnoliopsida; Lamiales; Lamiaceae. The coding region runs from base 1 to 606 and encodes 201 amino acids.